Pestalotiopsis fici W106-1 is the source of this 597-nucleotide messenger RNA. RefSeq lists its product as uncharacterized. Lineage: Eukaryota; Fungi; Ascomycota; Sordariomycetes; Amphisphaeriales; Sporocadaceae. The coding region runs from base 1 to 597 and encodes 198 amino acids. Gene Ontology annotation, molecular function: flavin-dependent sulfhydryl oxidase activity; flavin adenine dinucleotide binding. Gene Ontology annotation, cellular component: mitochondrion. The record is from RefSeq and is a predicted model, not a curated record. The transcript has 2 exons.
AUGACAGCCGACUCGGGCGAGCCCUCCGGCGCAACCACAGCUGUCACCGGCUCCAGCUCCGCCGCACUUCCUCCGGGCGUCGUUUUGGGCAAGGAUGGCAAGCCUUGUCGGACAUGCUCCUCUGGCUCGGCCUUCAAAGCCUUUGCCAAAUCCUCGCUAAAGCCAAGCAAUAACAACACCACGACGACGACAAAAGCAGCCACCGCAGGAGCAGCAGUAGCGGCAACCGGUGCCGCCGCAACACUCACGAUCCCCCGCGACUGCCCUCCCGACGUGGAACAGCUCGGCCGCUCUACCUGGACGCUGCUGCACUCGAUCGCGGCCACGUACCCCACGACUCCCUCGGCGCGCGAGCAGGCCGACCUCCAGACCUUCAUGUCGACCUUUUCCCGGCUGUACCCGUGCUGGGUCUGCGCCGACGACUUUCAGGGCUACAUGGCCCGCGAGAAGAUGCCCGUCGGCAGCCGCGACGCCUUUGGCCAGUGGUUGUGCGAGGCCCACAAUGCCGUCAAUGUCAAGCUCGGCAAGCAGACGUUUGACUGCAGCAAGUGGCAGGAGAGGUGGAGGACGGGCUGGAAAGAUGGCCGGUGCGACUAA